CUGCGCCUCCAGAGGUCACCCUGGGAAGGAGACGGCUCCUACCCGCGGGAGGAGACUGAGUAGAGACGCCUCCAUCAUCCAUCCCGAGGUGAAUACCGCCUCCAGCGCCUCCAAGAAAAAAUCCUGUAGCUCCCCCUCUAGGGUGCACCCCACCUCCAGCACCCCCAAGGAAAAGCAUGUAGCCACUGCAUCUCAGCGAACUUCUCAUCUCCAGAGCUUCCAGGAGAUGACCAAAGCUUCCAAGACCAGCCGGGGUAGGAGCCCUUGAGUCCCGGAAGUAGCUUCCAGUCCACUUCCGGGAGGAGUCCUUAGGAUUCCAGUCAUUGGGCUAUCGUGCCGGCACGGUGCAUCCUGCUGAACGCGUCCUCCCGGCCCUGGCGGAUUGCAAUCCUGCUGCGGCUGCUGGGACCGGUUCCGGGAGAGUACACCUUCCCAGGACCGUGGGCUUACGUCAGCCUCCUCCCUGCCCUUUGUAGGCCACACACGUGCACGUAGUCAACACUUGUUUUCACAGAAAAAUUAAGCAGUGUCUCUCCCGGACAUGCGCAGCCUGGUUCUAAAUUUGUUUUUGUUGAUCACGUUGCCUCCAGACUCCCGGGGCCCUCGUGACCCUCAUGAGCCCUCCCCCUUCGAUCACGCAGAAGAGUUAGGAAAAGCAGUGGCUUAAGACUCUCUCCCUGGCUCCUGGAGAAAAGGGACCACAUUCUGCGCAGCCUGGCCACCCUCGCCCUAGCGACGAAACCCAAGGUUCUCAUCUCACCCCAUCCCUUUCCUGUCCAUCAAACCAUACCCAGACAGAUGUUGUUUGUUCUUUUUGAGACAGGGCCUUUAUGUAGUCGGGGCUCUGUAACCAUGCUGGCCAUGAACUCUCUGAGAGACCCCCUGCCUCUGCCUCCCGAGUGCUGGGAUUAAAGGCUUGUUGGAGAGAUUUAAGAUUACGCUUCAUGGUACAGGUGGCCUUUCCUAGAACUUUCUCUGACGGUAGCCAGGAAGACUUUGAACUUAGAGGUGGUUAGGGUACCAGUGCCUGGCAAAUUGCCUUCCAGCCCGCAGUUUUCUCUGAAGGUCAGAGUAGGUGAACUGUUACCACAUUUCCGAGAGUGUGAGUGGAAACCCAAGCGGGGAUGAGUUUAGUUAAGCAUCAUUGAGUCUUUAGCACAGUUGGUAGAGGGAUGGCCUAGCUUGCAAGAUGCCUUGGGUUUGAGCAUAAACCAGGGGUUGUGAUGUGCUGGAACGACAGUACUCUGGAGGUGGAGACCAUCCAUACACAGUGGUCUAUAGGCCAGCUUAGCAUCUGGAAUAAAGGUGAACCUAUCUCAAGACAAAGAAAAAUCGCAUUAUUGAAUGUGUUAUUUAUGAAGCUAGGAGAAUUCACAGGAUGUCUGGGGCAUCCCAAUUCUUCACUUAAAGUAUAAAUUUUAAAUGUCUUGGUGGCUCACACUUGGGAGACUCGGGCAGGAGGAUUGUUCAGAGUUCAAGACCAGCCUGGGCUACAGAGUGAGGCUGAACAAUAGCCGUCCUGGCUUUUACAAACACUACAGUAAUAACUACCUGCUGUAUACCUUUGUUAAUUUUCACCUCAGUUUAUGAGCCGGGUGCUGGUGAGUGGCAGGUAAGGUUAGGCAGAGCUUUGAGUGGGGGGUGGGGGAAAUGACUCCUGUUCAAUAAAGUCUGGGUGUAGGCUACCCAGGCUAUCUCAUCCUGAUGGCUCUCGGUGACUUUGGAUGGUUGGGGACAGGAAGGGGAGGGGUGGUGUGUAGACCUGCCUUGCCUUUACUGUGGCUUUUCAGUGACCAGGCAUAUUAUCUGGAGUUAAGCUGGUUGGCGGCUGCCCUGACUGGCUGGUGUCUGCUUGUCAUGCUUGUCAGCCAGCACAUAACUUGUGCAAAUCUCUUUCACCUGAAGUGGUCCCGAGAGAGCCAGAUCCAAGUAUGGAUCAGUCAGAAGAGGGUUGGAAUGACAGUUUGAGGACAGCUAGGACUACAUAGUUCCAGCUCACGUAGAGCUACAUAGCAAGACUCUGUUUUAAGAACCAACCAAACAAGGAGUGGCUGACCAGUGAGGUGGCAGCAUCAUCAAAGUAGACAGUACACUACAUGACACUUAGCACACUAUAGUGAUUAGUAUUGGCUGUGUGUAUAAGACUAAGGGCCCAGGAAGAGAAACCAUUGCUGAGAAGUUGGCCCUAACCCUGUUCCAGCUCAGACUUCUCUGGUUCUCCCACCUCAGUUCAGCUGUCCUUUUGGCAUCUAUUACUCUUAAAGUGAGUGGCCCAAACUCGCUCCUUGGGGUGCCACACCGGUGAUUAGACAUGCCGGGCUAAGAGAGGGCCAGGCUAAGUCAGAGGUCUCCUUUGCAGCUCUCUGUCGGUAGAGAUGCCAGAAGGGCCGUCUGUGAGGAAGUUUCACCAUCUCGUCUCCCCCUUUGUGGGCCAGAAGGUGGUCAAGACAGGCGGCAGCAGUAAGAAGCUACACCCUGCCACCUUUCAGUCUUUGUGGCUCCAGGAUGCUCAGGUGCAUGGGAAAAAAUUAUUCCUCCAGUUUGAUCCAGAUGAGGAGAUGGAGCCCCUCAGCCGCAGCCCACAGCCUGUACAAGGAAUGUGGCAGAAAGAAGCUGGGAACCCAGAGCCAGCCUUGGGUCCCAGUGCUCAGGAAACUUCUGUAGGCCCCUGUGGGUCUGGAGAGCCUGGUCCCAGUACAUCUGAUGGCCCUUACGAUCUCAGGGGAAAGAAGCCUUUAGCAGAGGCCCAGAGGUGGCUGGAGGUCAGGUUCGGUUUGUUUGGCAGUAUCUGGGUGAAUGACUUCUCCAGAGCAAAGAAAGCUAACAAAAGAGGUGACUGGAUAGACCCAGUGCCCAGGCUGGUACUCCAUUUUAGUGGUGGUGGCUUCCUGGCAUUUUAUAAUUGCCAGAUGUCAUGGAGCCCUCCCCCAGUGAUUGAGCCCACCUGUGACAUCUUGUCUGAAAAGUUCCAUCGAGGACAAGCCUUGGAAGCUCUAAGCCAGGCUCAGCCUGUGUGCUACACACUAUUAGACCAGAGAUACUUCUCAGGAUUAGGGAACAUUAUAAAGAAUGAAGCCUUGUACAGAGCAAGGAUCCAUCCCCUGUCUCUUGGUUCAUUCCUGAGUCCUUCCUCUCUGGAGGCCCUUGUGGAUCAUGUGGUGGAGUUCAGCACAGAUUGGCUUCGGGACAAAUUCCAAGGCAAGGAACGGCACACACAGAUCUACCAGAAGGAACAAUGUCCUUCUGGUCACCAAGUUAUGAAGGAGACAUUUGGGCCCCCAGAUGGGCUCCAGAGGCUCACCUGGUGGUGCCCUCAAUGCCAGCCCCAGCUGUCAUCUGAGGGGCCACAGAAUCUACUGUCCUCCUAAAACAUGUGGCCUUUGCCAUAGGACUUGUAGGCUUGGAGAUCCAGAUACUGUGCGUCCUAAGAGAAGGGUGUAGGCAGGGAUAGUAUUACAGGUCAGGGUACGGUCAGGAGGGUCAGUAUUGUUGACAUUCAUCUCAUUGGAUUAUGCCUCAGCCGCAGCUUUCACAGAGGCAGAUGUUUUUCUUUUCUAGUUACUUCUGUGUAAUCCCACCAUGCUGUCAAAAUCCUGACAGUGGGCUGGAGAAACUGCCCAGAGUAGCAGUGAGUCUGAACAGAGAAGGACUGGGGCUAUGCAGCUUCUGGGAGGGGACAGCUGGAGGAUACUAUAUUCCCAGGCUGUAUUGCUAAUGGUGUGCUGUACUGUGUUUUGAGAACUGGUUGAUUUUGAGUCCCUGGAUUUUCUUUCUUCUUUGCCAUGGAGGGGUCAGGGAUGAGAGCAAAGCUUCAGGAAGGUCCUGCUGGUCAGUCUACCUGGUGCUCUCCCAGUGGCUGGGGACUCUAGGGUGGACAGGGAGGUAUGCCCAGGGACUGAGAAAAGCUAGCGGCUGGUUUACCCUUCAAGUUGGGCAUUUGUUGACUGUUGACGUUUGAACAAUUCGUGUGUCUGGGGUUGUAAAGAAACAACCUUUCAAGUUGAUAGGGACCGCUCUAUGGAACUGGAGCAGUAGUUGAACAUUAAACGAUGUGAUAUUUCCUCUUGUCUUCA
Messenger RNA from Rattus norvegicus (Norway rat), 4073 nucleotides. The record is from RefSeq and is a predicted model, not a curated record. NCBI's taxonomy places the organism in Eukaryota, Metazoa, Chordata, Mammalia, Rodentia, Muridae.